This is a messenger RNA of Acaulospora colombiana, 537 nucleotides long. The record is from the annotation of a GenBank genome assembly. NCBI's taxonomy places the organism in Eukaryota, Fungi, Glomeromycota, Glomeromycetes, Diversisporales, Acaulosporaceae.
GCCGAGGAUUACGACGAUCUAUAUGGGAUUGUGUCGACUGCAAGAUGUUCAUUAAAACUGUCCAAGUACACCGAAGUUACUGAACUUCUCAAUAGAAGCCACAUUUUGGAUUCAGUAUCGGAAUAUUGGCGCCUUCGAAGUAUUGCAUACUGCAAAAGAGCCAAUUUUAAAGAGUCUAAUGGGUGCAUUAAUGAAGCAUUGAGACUAGAUCCCACAAACACAUUGGCAGGAAAGCAGAAGAAACUUCUCGGUAGACUCGUCGAAGAAAGUAUAACAAAAUAUCGAAUGCACCUCUACAAAAGUGGUAAAGUCAAGAUAAAUUCUGAAAUGGAUAACUUAAAAAAUUCUCGUAGCAAUGAGAAUCCCGUUUACAACAUUUUAUCAAUUGAUGGAGGAGGUAUACGUGCGGUAUUACCGGCUCUAUGGCUUAGCGAGAUAGAAUAUCGUGCACAUAAACCCAUCUCUCAUUUAUUUAAUAUGAUAGCCGGAACUUCAACCGGUGGGAUCAUUGCUGCUGGACUGUCGGCAUUAUUCUAA